Solanum pennellii is the source of this 1430-nucleotide messenger RNA. RefSeq lists its product as uncharacterized. The transcript is spliced from 5 exons. Bases 105 to 1247 code for a protein of 380 amino acids. Lineage: Eukaryota; Viridiplantae; Streptophyta; Magnoliopsida; Solanales; Solanaceae. The record is from RefSeq and is a predicted model, not a curated record.
AGCUGAGACUCAGAUCUACUCAAUGUUCCAUUUUGUAAAAUUUAGAGUGUAAAUUACAGAAUUUGUAAUUUCAAAAUCAAGAAUUUGCUACAGCUGAAAAAAAAAUGGCAGGUGGGGCAACAAGGAAAAUUUCAGCAGCUUCAGCUAGGGCUCAUACUCGUAAAGCAAAGCAAAAGACUUCUUUUCCUCUUCCUUUUGGAAUGAUGAAAAAUAUGAUAGCCCUUUUUGGAAUAGUGAUAUUGGCACUGAUUUAUAUGGCAAUUAUGCCUCCACCACCGAAGAUUUGUGGUUCAUCAAAUGGACCUCUAAUUACAGCACCGAGAGUGAAGCUUUCUGAUGGGAGAUAUUUGGCAUAUAAAGAAAAUGGUGUUCCUAGAGACCAAGCAAAACACAAAUUUGUUUUCAUCCAUGGCUUUGAUUGUGUCAGACAUGAUGUUGCUUUGCUCACAACUACUUCUCCUGAGCUUAUGCAAAGUUUGGGAAUAUAUAUUGUGUCAAUUGAUAGACCUGGUUAUGGUGAAAGUGAUCCUCAUCCAAAAAGAACGCCAAAGACCUUAGCUCUUGAUAUAGAGGAAUUAGCUGAUCAAUUGGAAUUAGGAUCUAAGUUUUAUGUUAUCGGAUUUUCUAUGGGUGGACAAGCUGUUUGGGGCCUUCUCAAGUAUAUUCCUCACAGAUUGGCUGGAGCAAUUCUUCUAACACCCGUAACUAACUACUGGUGGGAUAGUUUUCCUGCAAACUUGACUAAACAAGCGUACUACGAACAGCUUGUGCAGGAUCAAUGGACGCUUCGCAUUGCACACUAUUUUCCAUGGCUGACUUACUGGUGGAACACUCAAAAAUUAUUUCCUUCUUCCAGCGUUGCAACGGGCAGCGAGGAUAUUCUUUUAGAACAAGACAGAGUUCUUAUGCCUAUCUUUGAUUCAUAUCAGAGUGAAUAUCGGGACUUGGUAAGACAGCAAGGGGAGUACGAGUCCAUCCAUCGUGACCUAAUGGUAGGUUUCGGGACAUGGGAGUUUGAUCCGAUGGAACUAGAAAACCCAUUCCCUAACGGGGAAGGCUCCGUUCACAUCUGGCAAGGUGAUGAAGACGGGCAUGUACCAGUCAUUCUACAACGAUUCAUCGCGAAGAAACUACCAUGGAUUCACUAUCAUGAAAUGAAAGGUGGAGGUCAUAUGUUUCCAUGGGCUGAAGGAAUGGGAGAUAAAGUUAUGAAGACAUUUUUACUUGGAGAGCCUUUUGUUAUGUAAAAGCUAUAAAGGGGCUAUUGGUUUUAGUAUUGGAUUCAAUGAUCAUUUUUUGUCAUUGAACAAAUUUGAAUAUUUUGUUGAUAAUUAUAUCCCACGUAAGUCGUUGGGACUCUUCAAAAAUAUUAUUGCAUACUUGCAUGAAAGUCGGAUCUUCCAAAUGCUUUACAUUUUUGAAGGGUUCGA